This is a messenger RNA of Sinocyclocheilus anshuiensis, 4690 nucleotides long. Its product is annotated as desmoglein-4-like. Gene Ontology annotation, molecular function: calcium ion binding. The coding region runs from base 194 to 3571 and encodes 1125 amino acids. The record is from RefSeq and is a predicted model, not a curated record. Gene Ontology annotation, biological process: homophilic cell-cell adhesion. The transcript has 14 exons. Gene Ontology annotation, cellular component: plasma membrane; desmosome. Lineage: Eukaryota; Metazoa; Chordata; Actinopteri; Cypriniformes; Cyprinidae.
UGAGGGUGUGGGAGAAACAAUGAAUAAGGAGUUUCUCUAAAGCGCUCCGAAUCGAUGUCAUUGGCAUUAUCGCGCAUCAAACAGCACCGGGACGCACUUCUGCCGUUGCGGGAUCUAUUAAAACUUUUCCAUAAGCAGCUGGUGACAGCAGCGGAUCUCAGGUGAUCAGGAAAUACCGUGUGUUCGUCCGGCCAUGGCCCGGCGUAUGUCGCCUGCUGUUGCUUUUCUGUUUUGUUUCGGAUUAUCGCAUGUGUUUGAGGCUGAAGCCAGAUUCCAGAACUCUGUGGCCCUCCACAGGCAGAAGAGAGAAUGGAUCGUCCCUCCCCAAAUCUUAGAGGAGAAUGUGGAUUACACCAAGAGAGAGUUCAUUGCAAAAAUUCGCUCAGAUAAGGAAGAUGUCAAACUGAGAAAUGUGAAGUACUCGCUGAAGGGCAUCGGUGCAGACCAAGAGCCGUUCAAUUUAUUUGUGGUGAAUCCUGAAAAUGGAUAUGUAAGGAUAACGGGGCUCCUUGACAGAGAGUCCAUCGCACAAUACAAUCUUUCAGGCGUUGCUACGUUCACAGAUGGCACAAUUGCAGAGAAUGACAUUGGGUUGAGAAUAAAAGUGAAGGAUCAGAAUGAUAAUCCGCCUGUUUUCGGUCCAAUGAUACCUGGCGAUGUAAACGAGCUCAGUCUAGUAGAUACAGCAGUGAUGAAGAUUAAUUGCUUUGAUGCUGAUGAGGUAGGAAACCCAAACUCUCAAAUCAAGUAUGAGAUUGUUGAGCAGCAGCCAGCUGGGGCGCAAAUGUUCAGAGUUGAUGCUGACGGGACAGUCCGUGUUAACAAUCCUAAUCUGGAUAGAGAGACUAUUGAUCAGUAUGUCCUGCUUAUCAAAGCAUCUGACCUGAACGGAGCCCCAGGCGGCAAUGCCGCCACAGGAACAGUCACCAUCAAGAUCAAUGAUGUCAACGAUAAUGUGCCUACAUUGCAAGGCCCAUUUGAGGCUAGUAUUGAGGAAAAUACAGAUAAAAUAGAGGUGAUGAGACUUAAAGCAAGUGACCUGGAUCUUAAGGACACGGACAACUGGGUGACUAAGUGCUUUAUUGCAUCAGGCAAUGAGGCUGGAUACUUCAGCAUUCACACGGACCCAAAGACCAAUGAGGCAGUCAUUAUGCUUGACAAGGCUGUUGAUUAUGAGGAUGUCAAAGACCUGAACCUUGGCAUUGGUGUAAUGAACAAUGCUCCAUUCCACCCCUCUGUGACUGGAGGACAAGAAGGAAUAAACAUAAACUUCGGUGGCAGCGGUGAUGGGGCAGGAGGAGGCGGCGGUGGCGGUGGUGGUGGUGGUGGUGGUGGAGGCGGUGGAGCUGGCGGCGGUGGUGGCGGCAGUGCAGGCGGUUCAUGGUCGAUGUCAGGGAGUCAGAUAUACAAUGUGAACGUAAAGGUGAAAAACCAGCCAGAAGGACCCAAGUUCAUGCCUCUAACAAAAGCCAUUGCCAUCUCAGAAGGCAAGACUUUUAACAGCAAUGAGGUCAUCGCAAGGUACCCGGCCACUGACACAGACACGGGAAAGGAAGCUACCAACGUGAAGUAUGUUAAAGGAUUUGACCCAGAUAACUGGCUGACCAUCGAUGAGACAACUGGGGCCAUUAGAAUGAACAAGGCUCCUGACCGCGAGUCCAAGUAUCUAGUUAACGGCACUUACUACGCCCAGAUUUACAGCAUAACUCAAGACUUGCCUUCAAAGACGGCAACAGGCACCAUUGCCAUCCAGGUAGAGGAUUUUAAUGAUCACUGCCCAACUUUGGCAAGCAAAGUCAAGACACUUUGUACUGAAAAGGAUGCCGUCUUAGUCACUGCAGUGGAUGAGGAUGCGCCACCCAAUGGAGCUCCAUUCACCUUCAAUGUUGUCCCAGAAGGAACUAAAGGGAAAUGGACAGUCGAGCAUUUCAACGAUACCACUGCCAUCUUCAGAACCCAUCAAAAGCUGUGGCCAGGAGAAUACGAGCUGACGGUGGACGUCAAGGACCAGCAGGGAUUGUCAUGUCCAGAACCUCAGAAAAUUCAGGUGGAUGUGUGCACCUGUACCGACCAGGGAGCUUGUGCCCGAACAGGAGCACAUGGAGGAACAGGAGCAUUUAAGAAGGGAUCCAGGUUUGGACCUGCUGGAAUCGGCCUUCUCUUCCUUGGACUCCUUUCAUUAUUGCUCAUCCCACUCCUGUUGCUGCUGUGUCAGUGUGGAACUGCUGGGCUGGCGGGAGCUUUCACAGACAUGCCCUUUGACACUAAAGAGCAUCUCAUCUCUUACCAUACCGAGGGCCAGGGAGAGGACAGGGAUGUUCCACUACUCGAUGUUGUUGAUCGAAGGACGAAUGUUAUGUCGAGAGACGUUGUGGGUGAUAUGUACUUCGCAGGAGGAGCCGGAGGAGUAGGAGGAGCAGGAGGAGUAGGAGGAGCAAGAGGAGAAGGCUUCCUGGACUCCUCUUCCACAAUGGGUGGCCGUGGCUACAAUGAAAUGGAAAUGUCCUACAUGGACUCGAUCAGGAGAAGUGAGACUCUUAGGAGUAGAGAAAUGGCUGGAGAUUUUGACGGAAUGGCCGUGUCUGAUAUGUUCCUGGGUGAAUACUAUUCACAGGUGGGCUGCUGCAGCAUCCUCGAAGAUAACAAUGACCUAGAGUUUCUCAAUGACCUCGGGCCCAAGUUCACUACUCUCGCUGAAAUAUGUGGCGGUAAAAAGACUGAGGUCCCAGCUCCUCUUCCUCCCAAACCCAUCGUGGACCAUACCGAGGUGUCUUCAUCAACCAAUGUUAUAAAUUCUGGAAAUAUUGCCACUAACAGAGCUAUAUCUUCAAACGCAUUGAAUAUAGCUUCCAACACGUCUACGACAUCAUCUACUCGUGUGGAGAACUUCCUUGUCACAGACAACCGGCCCACAAUGAUUACGAGCGUACAACCAGCUCCAACAGUCCUGAUGCAACCGCAGCCAAUGUACUACAUGGUCGAGCCACAGCCCAGCACGGUACUGCUCACUGAAAGGCCCACCAUGGGACAGAGCAUGUACGUGCUGAACAGCGGCCCUGUAGCCGAGGGGGUUGUAGUCCAGGGCGGCAACAUAGCAACGAAUACCCUGACCCGCGGUGAGAGAAUGGUGCUUGUGGACAGAGGUGCACCAGCUCAGGCUGGGAUGAUGCACACAGGUAAUCUGUCUGGAUCACAAGUGCUCCUGGUGGAUGGGGGAGCCACGAGCGGUCAUGUCCUUCAGGGGGGUCAAGUCCUUCAGGGGACGCUUCAGAGAGGGGUUGCUGGAUCUCAGGGCCUGAUGGUUGUGGAAGGACAAGGGGGUCAAUUGAUUCAGGGGUCCCUCAAAAAAGGUGUUUCCACUCAUGGUGGAUCUCAAAAUGUCCUUUAUGUGGAGAGCAAAGGGGGAUCAGGUGUGGGCCAGAGGGGUCUUCAAAAGGGCAUGGCGGCCACCGCAGGGUCAUUUGGUAGCGUCGGAUUGGGUGGGACAUCUGUCCAGAUAAGCCAAAAUCCAUCAUCACAUAAAGUCGUUGUCCAAGAGAGAAAGGUUGUGACAACACAAAGUAUCAAGUAACAACGAAACACUCAUACAGUACUUGUACAGUCGUAAAAGUGUUAGAGGGUUUAGAAAACUAUACUGUCAAUCAAGUCUUCAGAGCUCAUGCAUGCAAAUCAUUAGAGUUUCAUGUUGUCAACAUGUUAUGCUACAGAGAAUAUGCAAAUUAAUGCUUGAAAAACUGGUUUUUAAUGUCCUUGUGCGUACUUCUCCGUUUGUGUAGUGCACUAUACAUGACUUUCUUUUCCUUUCUUUUUUCCUUGCCUAUAGAUUAUAUGUUACUGUACGUAUGCAUUCAGUGUGUGCUCUGUAAAGACUGUUGUUUGCAGAAAAUAUGCACAAGUUCUGGUAUCCCUGAGGCCAUUCCUGUGCAGUUCAUGCAAAUCAGCUCAAAGCUAUUUUCGUAAAGUGCAAAUAUAUGAGAACAGCCAGAAAUCUUUGAAGUCUUUCAAAUUUUCAGAUAUCUGUCAGAAAUGUUUUUUUUUGUUUUUUUGUUGUUUUUUUUUACAGUAAAGUACAGUGCUUUAAAAGACAAUUUAUUAAUCACUUACAAAUCAAGUGAACUACAAUGUAUAUAUUUGGGUAGCCAUUUAUAAAAAUGUUUAGUGCGCUUCAUUUACCAGUACUGGUAUGGUGUGCAAUUUUACAGUAUUUUACAGUCCUCUUCUUAGUUACUGUUUGUAAACAAGUAGGAAGUCUGAUUAGUAAGUCUGUUUAGAAGCUUGUGGUUUUUCUUUGCAGUGCGGUUAAAUAAAAAGACCAAGCAAUAAUGAUUAUAUGUAUGAAAUUAAUGUUGUGUAAAAAUUUCAGAAUUGUUUAUAAAAAAAAAAAAUUCAAAACAUUUGUAUUUAAGAAUACAGUAGAUAACGCACGUUUUCGUUCUCUAGUCAUUGGAAUUUAAUGCUAAAUACUAAAAGAAAGAAAAAAAUACCACAGUUGUGGUGCUGGGAUUUUUCUAUUCACAGCUCUGGUUUGGUUAAAAAAAACUGUUAUUUUUUUAGAUGUUUGUUGAAGGGGUGGGCAGUGGUUUCCAACUUUCCCAGAAAUGGACUCAUUAGCUGCAUGGUGGGAAAGAGUUGUACUGUUUUUUUGACAGAUAAACUUUUUUCUGGGGUCAAUUAAAUAUAUUGUAAAGCA